This is a messenger RNA of Capsicum annuum, 1787 nucleotides long. Its product is annotated as protein PIN-LIKES 3. Gene Ontology annotation, cellular component: membrane. The record is from RefSeq and is a predicted model, not a curated record. The coding region runs from base 158 to 1393 and encodes 411 amino acids. Gene Ontology annotation, biological process: endoplasmic reticulum to cytosol auxin transport. The transcript is spliced from 11 exons. NCBI's taxonomy places the organism in Eukaryota, Viridiplantae, Streptophyta, Magnoliopsida, Solanales, Solanaceae.
GAAACUAUCCAGAGUCAUAUAUACUAUAAAUCUGAAAUAAGUCUCAUAAAAUUAGUUCUUGAAUUACUGUUAUAACCAAAUUUGGGAAGUUAAAGAUUUGGCGGGAAGCAAAUUUAAUUUUGAGGACAUUUCUGAGGCUGUAGAAGAAUAUUUUACUAUGAACAUUCAAGAAUUGUUUAUGCUGGCAUUAAUUCCUGUUCUGAAAACGCUGUUGAUUGCAAUUGUUGGCUUAUUUCUUGCCUUAGAUCGUGUGAGUAUUUUGACUGCAGAAGGACGGCACCAUUUGAACAAUCUUGUAUUCUACGUCUUCUUUCCAGCACUUUGUGCUAGCGGUCUCAUCAGUUCAAGUGCAGCAACCGGCAUAUUUUCUUUGUGGUUCGUUCCAGUGAGUGUUCUUAUUACCUUUCUUGUUGGCUCAGCUCUCGGGUGGAUACUUGUCAAAAUCACUAGAACGCCUCAGCAUUUGCACGGCCUUGUUAUUGGUUGUUGCGCGGGAGGAAACAUGGGAAACUUGCCAGUCAUUAUAAUCCCAGCCAUUUGUGCCGAGAAAAACAAUCCGUUUGGAGAUUCAUCUACGUGUACGACAAAUGGAAUGGGUUAUGUAUCGCUCUCCAUGGGGAUAGGAGCUAUUGGUGUCUGGUCGUAUGUAUAUAAUAUCAUAUGCGCAUAUGGAAAGAGGGAUGACGGAGAUGUCUCAGCCUAUUCCAGAUUAAGAGAAACUAAGCACGGUGAAACAUCAAAACGAGCCUUGGAUAGUACUACACGAGCACUGCUACCAAGUAGUAACUCGAAAGAUGAUGAACUUGUUUACCAAGGACCCAUCGAUGAAGCCAAGGUCUCGGUAUCUACGAUCAUUGAGAAGAAGGUGAAGUUGUUGGUGGAAAAUAUCGACCUGAGUGUUCUCUUCAGACCGCCUACAAUUGCAACGGUUGUUGGCAUUAUCGUUGCUUCAAUAUCUCCCAUCCAAAAUGUCAUGGUUGGUGCUGGUGCUCCACUUCGUUUCGUUGAGAGUUCCGUUGUUCUCCUAGGGGAAGCAGCAAUUCCAUCCAUGACCAUUAUAAUGGGUGCAAAUCUUCUAAGAGGUUUCAAGAGAUCAGGAGUUGGCAUUUGGCUACUUUUCGGGAUCAUUGUUGUUCGAUUCGUUGUCUUGCCUGUUGUUGGUGUUGCUGUUAUCACAGUUGCAAAGAAUCUAGGCAUGGUGGGAUCAGAUCCUUUGUAUCACUUUGUUAUUCUGCUUCAAUAUGCAGUUCCACCUGCAAUGGCCAUAGGUACUAUCACACAGUUGUUUGAAAUUGGUGAGACUGAAUGUUCUGUUAUCAUGUUUUGGAAUUAUGCUGUGGCAUCAGUUGCUCUAACUCUUUGGUCGACAUACUUCAUGUGGAUCUUGUCUUGAUCAAUAAUGUUUUAGAUUCAGUGGCGGAUUAAGGAUUUAGGGUUCGUGGGUAUACUGAAGGUCCAAACCUUUAAGGUUCUGCCUGGAAACUAAAGCAUUUAGCUAUCGUCUUGGCUUACUGGGUGCUUUUAUAAAUCUUAUACCAGAUGUUAUACAUUUUUUAUAUAAUUAUACUUAAUCUGCGUCGAAUUUAAUGGGUGUCGGAGCUCCAAAAGUUUGGCUGUAGGUCCGCCCCUUGACUUUUAGUAGUUGCGCGCUUGUGUUGUAUUAUCUGAGGGGAGCCUUGGCACAACGUUAAAUAGUUGUUUUCAUGUAACCAUGAGGUCAUAUAGAUUCAAGUUGCAGAAACAAUGUAACUUCACACUGAAAUGCGAAGGAAAGAUUGCGUGCGACA